AGAUGGCGUCUGUGGAGGACAUACGAACAAGAGUUACUCUGCAAGAACACGGCGUGAUUAACGUGAGUUGAUUACCUUUUAUCAGUUCUUAUUGAUAGAAAGUAAGGAGCUUGGCACUUACACUGUUGUAAUCUAUUUCUUCAGACUCACAGCACUGAUUUCCCAGGGAAUUAUAGCGGUUAUGAUGACACGUGGAGCCAGGAAAAGUUCGAAGAGGUGGGUAUAACUUGUCUUGUCCUCUUGUCCUAACGUUUAAUUCAGACAUCAAGGGUUGCUCACUUGCUUUUCAAUAAGAAGGUCUCUAUUGAGAGGGAAAGAUGAGUUGAGGAUUUAUGGCUAGUAGCCUGCGAGGAGGCUCAAGUUCGGGGAAGCGCGCGUGCAGGCUUCCGUCGACAAAAUUUUCUCCGAACCCUCAAAAGUGAGCCUGCAUGCUCGAAGGCCAUAUGGCUUGUCAGAUAUUACAUCGGGUAGCAUGCAAAUCCUUUAAGUGCUUAUACACAGUUAUACACCACAUAUAACUUACGUCUGGCCUAUCGACUUUCGGUUAUUUCUUUUGGUCAAACACAAGAUUUUCUGUCUUUCGUGGUCUGUGAGUUUUUCAUGCUUGUUUAAUAAAGAAAAAGGAGAAAAAGAAAUGAAAAUUUCAGUUUUGCUUUAUUAUGUUCAAACUUUGUACAGCAACUCCUGACAACACACAACAACAUGCAACAGGGUCUCUAAAUGGACACAACAAUCCCAACCUCGUCCCCAGGGUCUUCUCACUUUCCAAUAUGGCGGCGGCAGGAGAGAAGACCCUGGCACACAGCGAACUAAAACGAUCGCUGAUUGGUGCAUUCCAUAGCGCGUUCAUACGUGCGCUCUCAUUGGUUUAUUCCUUCCAAAACAAAGAUGGUUAACCUUUGAGGGCUUCGUAGAGGCUGAGAAGUGCUUUCUUCAGUGUUUGAGACCUAAAAAGGUGGACAGAAUUCAGGUCUGAUUGUUCGGAAAACUGUGACUGUACCGUUGGAAGGCAAAGAUUCGAAUAUAGUGAUAUCUGGUAAUCGCUGGGAAUAUUAUAACGCGUAGAGGUAUUUCUGUUACUCGUGCUAUUUGGUUUGUGUGUUCAAAAUUACUAAAGAUUUGUUUCUUUAAUUCCCGACUUGUGAAAAGAAUACUUGCAAGGCUUCAGCUUAUCAAUAAAUUUAGCUGCCAGUUGCAAAGGUGUAGUAUUGUUCUGCCUUUUGUUUUCUUUGAACAAAAGCUGUAUGCAUAAUAUUAUUAAUGUAUGGGGUUAUACGGAAAUCUUGCAUAAUCUGCGCUUUGUCUCAGCAGUUUUUGUCAAGUGAAACAUUCUUUUCAUUUGAUCGUAAUAUUCAUGGGCCUAACCUGGCCUUCUUUUAAUUUUUCCACUGUGAUUUUGAAGGGGACGAGGAGCGAGAGAGGCAGAUGUCGAAACAAAACUAAAAAUUGAAGCCAAACAUAGUGUCGCUAUCAUUUGAUAUUUUUAAUCCUGACUUUUCAUUUAUUCAGUUUUUAGUGUCACAAUAAUGAUAAUUUAUUAUUAUUUGCUCAUUUCAUUGGCAGUAAAAUACAGCUAAAUACAGAGACAUUGGGAAAAUAAACUGUUUCCUUUCUCAGAAAUGAAAAACUUACAUAUUGAUGUAUUGAAGCUUGUGGGAUUUCUUUCUAGUUGCAAAAAUAAAAUAAAUGAAAGCACAUGAUGUCUUUUAUUUUAUCAAGUUGAAAACAGUGAUCAGCCCAUUCAAGGAAAUCUGACAGUCUUGGAUUCUCAAUUUUGCGCCAUGGAUACUGCAUUCUGGAUUCUCUGUCAGUGGAACAUGGAUUCCGGAUUCCAGUUAUAAGUGGGAUCCAGAGUACUUUAGGACCUUUAUUCCAGAUUCCAAGAGAAAUAUUUCCCAGAUUCCAGACAUGGGGUGACAGUGACCCCAAGAUAAAUACGUUUUCUGUCAAACUAAAACCUGUCAAUUGAGCUUCUAAUAUUACUGUAGGCUAAGUGUGCAUGUUGUUCUUGUCACUAUAUCCUUGAAAAGGGGGUUUGUGGACCAGGUGAAAAAGUGGCUGGUACUGUAGUAUUCCAACACCAGCUGGGUAUGAUUGUGAAGCAGCUAUAAUUCAGUUCUAAAACUUGGAUUUAAAAAAAUAAACUACUUCAAAGGGUGCAUAUAUCACUAUCCACUGAAUAAACAAGAGCGGAAGGGACCUGGAGCAUCUAGAUCAUGGGAUUUUUCAUGUCGGGAUGCAAAGGCUUUUGAAGUGUUUUGUGCCAGAGUCCCCAUAAGCAUAGUGAGGUUUUAGUUGCCUAGUCAUGGCCAAUGAGUUUUAGAUCACGUGGUCCCAAGCGAAAUAGUGAAACAGUUUCCCUCCAGUUUGCCUAAGAUAAGUCACCGAAAUGAAUUGAAGGCCUUGGAAAAUGCCACACAGGGACAAGGCAAGGCUUUUAGCUUGUUUAGGUGUUGCGGUGUGAGGUUGCAGCUGUUAGAUGUGCUGGCUUAAAUACUUUCCAAGUCUACUUUAAGGUGUUGGUUAGUCUUAGUAAUAGUGUCUGUAUUAUAAUCAUAUCGUCAGAAAUAAUCAGAUUAACCCAACUAUUACACUGAUAAUCGAUUAUAGUAGAUUAUAGUUUUGUGCCCCCUGUGUGCCACUUUCAACACCAAAAAUAAUUUUGUAAGAAGGCUUAUCUCUCACAUAGUUAAACCAACUAAACAUCAUAUAAACUAAAUUAAGACCCCAUCAAAAAGACAACGCAGGUGAAUUAAUGUCCUUAUUUGUCAACAAUGUUUUUGUGAAUUUUCCACAACAAUCAACUGAACAUUUGUAUAAGCAAUACUCACUUUGCUUUAGGUUUCUGAUGCUUUAUAAAUUAUGAUCGAUAAUCAGCACACCACUACCAAGUCAUGUCUCAAUUAGAGUACGAAAGGGCCCAUCUGACGAGCAAAGCAUGUUUGACUUAAAACAUCUAUUAUCUCCAAAUGAGAUAGGAACUUUUACUGCGCACAUGACUCAGAUAGGACUAUCAAAUUUUUGAACAACUGGAGUCUAGCCUUUAGUCAAUUUGCAAAUUGACAUGGCAAAGUGCAGCCCCAAGUAAUAUGUCAAAUAAACCAAAGUCAGGGAUUAAGAAAGUUUUUGCUCUGAAAAUCAAAUCUAUUUCAAAGUGGAGAAUACAUUUUGGAUUGCUAUAUUAGAAACAAUGGAAACACUCUUCACCUUUUGCUAGCUAUUAAAGCGGGUUUAAUGCUUUUUUUUACAUCUGAGAGGCAAAAAAAAAACAAUUAUAAUAACAACAUCUUAAAUCCUCUAUUAAGGCCCCCUCUCUCAAAUAAGCCCUCCUUUUCAGUGAAAGAAAGUUUUAACAAUAAGCCCCCGUCUUUUUUAACCCCCAUCCCACCUUCCCCCCUUUUCUUAUUCUUCACUAAUAAAUAAGAGACUGUAUAAAUCAAUGAAAACUGUAAAGCUUUCUGUGGACCGAUCCAGGAUGAUUUAUUCACCAACUGGAAGUUCGGAUUUGUUUUUGAUCCUCGGCUGCUUGACCUCCAACCUUCUUGUACUUGGGCUUUUUCUCUUGGCCUUUUUUUGGGGGGAACUAAUACCACCGUCUUUGCUAGAUUAAAUAAGGCCCCUAUCUCUAUUGCCCGGAAGCACUGUGAACAGGGUUAAAUAUCAAAAGCCAAUAACAAAGUCUAAAAACUGCGAAGUAGAUGAAGAUUGACAAUAAUUUUAUUACCUGUACCAGUUCAAGUGACAAAAUAUCCAAACUGACCAAGGAACUGUUUAAUUUUCAACCAAAGUUUCCUCAAAUUAUAUUAACAAAAUAGUGUUCUCUGGUUCUUGUUUUCAGAAAAAAAAAAUUGUUUUUUUACAUAUCAGAGUUCAGUUAAAAUUUGUGCAGAUAGAAAAACAAAAGUCAAAAACCUCAUGAAGAUCUGUAAAAAAACUGACGAUCACUUAUCAGCUUAAAGUGUCUGCGACUCAAUUUAAUGCUUAGUUGAAUUUCGGAGCGGAAGAGGUCUUAGAGCGUCAUGACAGAAAAUUCCCUGGCUUCAGAGGUCUGUUCUCGAAAUUCCUAACAUGAAGACAUAAAUUGCGCUCACGGUUAGAAAAAGCUCCCCCUUUCACGAAAGAAGAAACCUGAACCUCUGGCGCUCAGGGUACGGCAAAAAAAGAAAACGGUGAAAAAAGGUCGGUACCGAGAAAUUAAGUUGUAGACAGCCGUGUGCGCUAGAACUUUCAGGCUUCAAACAAAUGAAGGUCAUUGAACAGAAAAUAAGAUCGCUAUAUCAUUCUACCGUAUUCCUGUGGCUUGUAAGUGUAUUCUUUCAUAUUUUUAGCUUCUUUUGAGUUCUGCCUUUGCCGCCAUUUUGUUUGUUUUUCACCAGUCUCAAGACCUCGUACCCAGAUCCUCUCACUCUUUAUCUUGGCCGCCAUUUUGAAUAAAUUUCCACUCUCCGUGGACAAAUCAGUCACGUGAUUUCUGCUGUGUGCCAGGGUCUUCUCUCCUGCCGCCGCCAUAUUGGAAAGUGAGAAGACCCUGGGGACGAGGUUGACAACAAUCCAACAAUCGAACAUCCAACAAUGUUGCAUCCGUUUGCACAGGGCCUAACACAUAACAGGGGCGGAUCUAGGGGGAGGGUGCAGGGGGUGCGCACCCCCCUCCCCCCUGAGAUGACCUGCGGUUUUCUAACACAACUAGUAUUCUGCAAAAAAAAACUAUGUGGUUUAUUGGUGUUGAAGUAGAGCAAGAGACAAGUGCACUCCCACCUAAAAAAAAUCCUGGAUCCGUCCCUGCAUAAGAGUAUUGAACCAUGACUUUACAAUGGCUGUCGCAAAGUCAAUCUAAGUGGUCCCUUGGGGAAUUUUCUGUUUUACGUUAUUCUAACCAUUUCUUACUUGUGGGAGUGCAGCAUUGUUCAGCGUGAAACAUCAUCAUCAAUGAUUCUGCACUGCUCCUGUUCAUGCAAAUUGAAAUUUUUUCUGGUAUGCUAACUGAAUAUUUCAACUGUAAGUACUUUCCUUUAUAUACGUGCGAAACACUGGGAGGCUUCCUCUGGAUUUGUCUUUCUGGGCGAAACCCUCCGGGGGAAAUUAUUGACAUUGAGGCAACUUUAAACCAAAGACAAUUUAUUUCUACCCAGAUUAUAAAGUUGCAAAAAUGAUGAUCAGUAAGUUUAAUACUUUUAUCUAAUUUUUAGAAAUUUCGGAUUGAUAUAAUUCACUUGGGCAAAAAUGAAUUGGAGUUUGAUAUGGUUGGUGUUGAUGCUGCUAUUGCAAAUGCACUGAGAAGGAUUUUGCUAGCUGAGGUAUGACUUGAUCAUUUUUUAUUGUGAUCAGUAAUGGUGUAGUAAUACAAAGGCAAGCAACUGACCAUAGGGAGCUUAAGCAAAGGGGGUUUUGAGUGAUGCAAGGAAGUGGACUUUUUGCAUUAUUGAAUUGUGGCUAAUUUGCCUAAAUUUUGGGCAGUUUGUCUCUAUGAAAGUUAAGACACUUCGUCUUAACAAUUCAAAUUUGGUAACUUCAACGCAUUUUGAAGUGGAAAACACCUUACUUCUGGUUGACGUGUGUCACUCAAAAAUGCUGUUACUUAAGGUACCUAAUGACCGACCCCUCCCCGCUUACCGCGCCAUUUUUUGUGCGGUCUUUGACUCUCAUUUCUGGUUCUUUGCUCAUUAAUUUUUGUACUCUGGUUGAGUAGUAUUGCGGUGUUGCUAUUGAUACUAUUCUCAGUAUCCAGAUUUUCCUAAGUCUGGUUCAGAAAGGAUCAUCACUUAGGUCAUAAUCAGAAUACAUCUGGACAGCAAAAAAGGGCUAUUGUAACCCCGCAAUCAGGUUUUCUUUCCUUUUUGAGAACAGAUGGGGGAUGCCUGAUCAGUAAAAUUUUUCCAUGCCACCCACUGCCCACUACUUUAUGUUGAAUGGGUUUGGGUCAGCUAAGCAAGUUAGUUAUCUUAAUUCCAGGGACAGAAAAUCACAAACAAGGAUUCACUGCUCUGUUCAAGCAAAAUUUGAGAACUUAAAAUACAAUGGAAGCUCUACUUAUGGCCACUAUCACAAAACCCCAUUUUACUCAACUACCAUACAAACUCUGUAUUUUUUCAUUCCUUAAAGUGGCCAGCUCCUGUUAUGAACGCCUUUUUGGCAUAAUUUUCUAAUGGUGCUCACUUACGAGAACUUCCACUGCAAUAUUCAUACAUACAUGUAUUUCAUUGCCUUUUAGAUGUUGUGAUCAUAGUGAUCGGUGAUAUUUCUUUCAGGUUCCAACCAUGGCAAUUGAGAAAGUCUUCAUUUAUAACAAUACAUCCAUCCUACAAGAUGAGGUUAGCUGAUCAUUAAAAUAAUAUCUUUGCAGAGCAUUUUCACAUGACAUUAUGGCAGCCAUAAUAGUGUUCUAAAACAAUGAAAUGGUGGUCAUGUUGGUGUUCCAAACCAAUCCUGUGGGAGUUGAACUCUUUUCUUAUGUAAACAUGAUUUUUCUUUAAUUUGUUCCCAUAAAUUUGGACUGAUGCUGGCCACAUGAGUGAAAACGCUCUAUAGAUGCUUUUUACUACUUCCACCAUCUUUGCCAGGGAUGUAGCUGAGGAAAAAUUAAGUAGUCUUAAAAUGUUAUUAGUCCAGCUGGCUUUUUGAAUCAACUGCACCUUCAAAUUACUCCAUGUCUUUGUUUUUCAGAACAAUUUGAGCUAGUGGUAAGCUCUUUUACAGCCAUUGAAAUCAGGCGACAUCCAGCUGUUAGUAACAUCCCUGCCCUGCAACAAAUCCUAAACCUUGGUGGUCUAAAGCCAAAUUAAAGUAUAUGUUUGUUUUAUCCAUACAAUGUACUGUAUUCAUUACUUAACUGAAUACAGGCAAGAGUGCUUUCACCGCACAGUCAGGAUAACUUUUGAUUUGUAACUUUCAUGAUUUUACUACAGGAAAUUUAACCUCACUUUCUUUUUAUAGGUGUUGGCCCAUCGACUUGGGUUGAUCCCAAUUUGUGCAGAUCCAAGAGAAUUUGAUUUCAGAUCAGAAGGUAUAUAUGCUCCAAAUUAUUGUAAUUAUAGCCUUAUGAAUUUAAUUACUGGUUUGGAUCUUUACUCAGCCUGUGGCAGGCUCUCAAAUAAUAGGGUUGUUGAGAAAGCAAGGUGAAGCACUCGUUAUCGCAGCUGCACAAUAAUGGCAAACUAUCUUUGAGCAUGGAAUAGACUUUAUAAUCUUUAUUGGACAGGGCUAAUUGCUUCAACUGCUUCAAAUUAAUGAAGGGUUGAGAGUAUAACUACAUUAAUUACUGUUUUUUGUUGACCCUAUUGGAGUCAUUUACAAAAUUACAGCUGGAAUGAAUUUCAGUAGACAUUGAUUUCGGCACCAUUGGGCAGAGUGUAUUUGCAACUUUCUGUAUAAUUUAAAAUAUUAUUAUAUGCCCUAAAUUUCUGGCCGCAGUUGUUCAAACGGUGGAUAGUGAUAUCCACUGGAUAAGAUUUUCAAUAUCUAUAUAGUCAGGGCUUCUGAUAUUUCGCGGAAAAAAACGCAAAAUUUCGCGGGAUUUUCAGGGGCAAAGUCGCGGAAAAAUCGGCCGAUUUCGCGGAAUUUUCGCGGGAAAAAAGUCAAAAUUUGCGGAAAAAUUGGCCGAUUUCGUCGGAUUUUCGCGGGAAAAAGUCAAAAUUCGCGGAAAAAUCCACCGAUUUCGCGGGAGAAAAGUCAAAAUUCGCAGGAAAAUCGACCGAUUUCGCCGCAUUUUAGCGGAAAAAAGUCAAAUUUCGAAGGAUUUUCAGGGGCAAAUUCAUAGAAAAAUCGGCCGAUUUCACGGGGAAACUUCGCCAAGAAACAAUCAGUAAAAGACAGCCGAUUUCGCUGGGUUUUUUUUGGCAAAUUUCGCUAAAAACGAUCAAUUUUGCGUCGAUAUGACCAGCGUUGUUUAACGUUUUUUUAACAGGGAUAAUCAUUUGCUCUCUCAACAACAGUUCGCACGAGAAAUGAGCGAAUGCUAAAGUUGUUAACAUUAUGGUUAGUACCCAGUUUUUCGCAACGUUCAUCUAAGAACGCCUGGUAGUUUUAGGACGUUGUUUACUCAUUGCAGUGACGAAGUUUCAAGAUAAAUUUGGACAUUUGGGGUGAAUAGAAAAGGUCUAAUAACCAAGAUAAGUAUUAAAUAUGUUUUGCCGACAUGUAUUUGGAAAUAUUUCUUGCGGAUUUCGCGGUAUGUCGCGUUUUUUGGGGAAUUUCGCGGGAUUUCGCGGGAAUGCCUGAAUUUCGCGGGUCCGCGACCGCGCGAAAUAUCAGAGGCCACAAUUUGUUGCCAUAAUACUUAUCCGCUGGAUGGCGAUUUAUUCAGUCGAAAGCACUAUCCAACAUUAGAACAACCGAGGCCUGGUUAGGCCAGCCAUUCAUCCCUUUUCUCGCUCCUCACCAAACAAAGUUACAAUAACAGUAUAUACAAUACACUGUGGGUGUGUUCCUUUCGGUGAAUCCAAAAACGGAUUUUAGAUCUAAAAACGGAUUUCGCGUUCCUUUCGGCAAAUCCAAAUCCGGAUUUUUGAUCUGGUGAAUCCUUUUUGAAAAAGGAUUCACUGGAUUUGAAAUCCGAAGAAUCCAAAUCCAGAUUAACGGAUUAGUGAUCUACGCUGUUCCAUUCACAGUGGAUCCGAAAUUAGUCAGAUGAUCCAGCGGUAUUUUCAGCUGAAGUAUUCCCAUAGAGGCCGUAGAGUUUCCUCGUUGCUUUCAUUUGCCGCAAAACAUCUGAAAACAAUAGAAGAUUGUUCCUGGUACAUUAAAAUAUCCAUAUACUAACCAUUUGUCUCUAAAGAUUGCUUGAAAUCAGAAAUAAGUAAAAGUAACAAAUGAACUGCUAUCUAACUACAAACUCGCUUGUAGACGCGACAGGCAUUCGAUCGUGCUACAUAAAAAAAUCCGAGCUAUGGAACUGGAUCAAACUGGCCGACAUUCUUUAGAUAAUUUUCAAUUUUAAUGCUUCUUUCUUUGUCUGUUUUAUAUGUUCCAUCGUCGCUAUUCGAACUGCCGACCACUAAAUUCUGCACGGUAUAAUCGCAUAAUUUGUCAAACAGUAGAAAACACGUCAUUUUUUGAGAGGCUGUCGUGCAUAUUGCACGCGUUGGCAAAAGGUUACCAAGGUUACAAAUCCAAUUUCGGAUUUCACGUUCCUUUUGACCGAGAAAUCUGGCAAAUCUAGGAUCAAAAAUCCGUUUUUGGAUUCGCCGAAAGGAACACACCCUGUAUGUCUUGUAUGACAAAUUAAUUUGAAACAUUAUUGGCUCAUGUGCAUAAAUUUUGUACCAAAAUGUUAUGAUCUGAUACAGGAGAUGAGGAGGCAAAGGAGAACACAACUUUACAGUUUAAUCUAAAAGUUAAAUGCAUUAAAAACAAGAACGCACCAAAGAAUGCUACGGAUCCUGAUGAAUUGUACAUUCAUUCAAAAGGUAAUUCUGUGCUUAUGUCACCUUAUGGUUUAAUUUUAUGUUUAAAGUUUAUUUUUCAGGGGUUCAAAGUCAUUUGCAUUCAUUGCCAUGUCCAAGAACAAAGAAAACAAAUUGAACCUAAGGACAAGAUUGAACAAAAUUUAAGGGGUAAAAAAGGUAUAUUUCUGCACAUGUGUAAUAGGAGAAGAUGCAUGGCUAUAAAAGAAAAUGGUAGCCUCUUAAUCAACUAGCAUAAAUGCAAAAUAACACUCCCACUCCAGACUAUUUUCCCAUUACUUGUUGGUUGACCAUGAACAGUGUGGAAAGGAUAAUUUUUCUCUAAAUUACAGUGACGACAGAUCUGCUAAAAUGGAUACCAGUUGGAAAUCAGGCCAGAAAGGUAACUAAACUUACUUACAUGUAUACUUAUUCAUGGUGUAAAACCCUAAAGGGAUGUGCAAUGUUCAGUUUUGGGUCUGUGGACUUUGGUUUGACAGAUGAUUCUGACAAUCUAAAUGAUGCAAUCACGUAAAUACAUGUACAUAUAUGACUGACACCUGGUAUUUAAUUAUACUUUACAUGUUUGUUGUGGUCCAAUUUUAUCCUUGGUUUAAAUGUUGUUUUCCUUUGCUUUAAACUCCUUAUCAUACAUGACCAAUUACCCAAACACAAAGGAAAACUUUAAUCAAGGGUGAAAUUGAACCACAACAUUUAAUGCUAUUCAAAAGGUUUGUCAUUGUCAGCAAAGGUUUUUAUAGUAUAGUUCAGUCUUUUCCAGUUUUUAAGGACUUUAAAGCUUUGGCUCAGUAGAAUUAUGUUUGCAAGGGUCAAUCCGUCUUUGUUCUUAACUUUAUGAGUAACCCUUCAUGUCUAUAGCCUAGACAUUCAGCAUGUACAGUACAGGCAGUAGAAUUUAAUUUUAGUUACUCUUUUAAAACAAUAAUAAAAUUGUUGUGUUUAGCCAUAAAAACAAGUACAGUCGAAGCUGGGGGUUGAGGGGUGAAUACCUCUCUUAAUCAACCACCUAUCCAAAAUGCCAAAAUUUCCCUAAUGAAAGCCCCAUAGUUAGAGCCUCUCGUAAACUACCACCGCUAGUAAUAGCCUCCCACGCAGGUGUUUUUAAGAUAUGAUCUCUCUUUGUGUGCUGUAUGUACAAAGCCACUCAGAGUGUACUAAUAAUGCAAAAAAAACUUUCUGUGACAGCGUGAAACUACUCUUGUAAGAUUAACUUAGAAAUUGCAUGCAAUAGAAUUUAUUCUCUUGUAAAAAGUAGUUGUGUAGGGAGCUCUUCUCAGAAGAGAACCUCCUUGGUUUGAUUCUCUUUAGCGAACACCCUCAGCAAAGCCACUACUCGGAAUGUUGGCAUUUGAGGUGACCGCUUAUGGAAGGUUUAAACAGUCUUUGCUGAAUACUAGUUGAUGUGAUUUCUAAUUUUUUUUUGCUACGUAGUAUGGCCCCCAGGAUAUUAGACCAGUGCUGAAUGAUAUACUAAUAGCAAAGUUAAGGCCAGGACAGGUAAAAAAACAGUGUACAUGUAUAUUAAUUUUAUGCAAGUAGUAUCCUGCUACUCGCAUAACCAGUCAAGUCGCCCGGACCUGAGUUAUGUCGCCCGAAAUUUUGCUAGGUGUUAACAAGCAUGAUACACAUGUAAAUUUGUAGUAUGUCUCGUUCAUAAAGCCUUGAUGAGAGAUAAAUCAGCUCGAUAGAUGUGCUAGAUGACUCGUUCUUUUGAAAACAAGCGCGAUAAAUGUGUUGCAUAUCAGGCUCUUCAGGCCAUGACGAGACGAAGCAAGCGCGAUAAGUGAGGAAUACAUCUCGUUCUUUAACCCUUGAUGGAAAGAAACAAGCGCAAUGAAUGUGUGGUAGGAUGUUAAAAUGUUGCAAAGCAUAAUUUCGAGCGACGUAACUCUGGUUUUGGACCACAAAUACUUUGGCAAGAAAACUUUUGGGUGACUUGACCUUAAACCAGCCUCACAUGUGAGCGGGUUAUAGAGAGUUGUUAAUCUAGUGAGACCCAAAUACUUCAUGACGGUUUACGGUCAAGUCGCCCGAGAGUCAUCUCGCCCAAAGUUAUGUCGCCCGAAAUUUUGUCACUCUCAGCAACAUCCUAUCAUCGUAAUCGCGCUUGUUUCCGUUUCAUUAAAUCUUUGAAGUAAGAACAAGAUAUAUUACUCCUUUGACGUGCUUGUUUCGUUUCAUUAAGGCUAAAAGAACGAGAUUCGUUACACAUUCAUCUCGCUUGUUUCGUUUCUUCAUCGCUUAAAGAACGGGUUGUGAUACACAUUCACCCCACUUGUUUCGUCUAUUUCGUCUCACCAUAGCAUCAUUGCUUAAAUAAAGAGACUUAAUCACACAAUAAUCCCGCUUGUUUUCUCUCAUAAUAUCAUAGGUGACGAAUUACUCCUUAAUUUUGGCGCGAAAUUUCAGCGUUAAUUUGUAAUUUCACAUGUGAAAUUACAAAAUUGCCAUGGCAACCUUCCGUACGUCUCAGUGUCAAGAUGGCGACGAAGUUUUAAAAUGCCGUGAAUGAAGAGCGAGCCUAAAGGCUCGGGAAAUUAUCAGGAUUUGGACAAUACGCGCGUGAAAUUAUUCCCUAAUUUCACUCGUCACCAUUUGAUUACAUAUACUUAUCGCUUAAAGAACGAGAUGUAUUACAUACACUCUUUAUGAAAAUUUCGGGCGACAUGACUCUGGUUUCGGGCGAUAUAACUUCGGGCGAGAUGACCUUCGGGCGACUUGACCGGUUACCUUCAUGACUAUCUGCCGGAAUUAUAAUCUUUACGCCCUAAUAUUCACACACGGCAAAUUUUCCAGACUGAUCCCCUUGCAUUUUUCCUUUGUAAAGGAAUAUUUUAAUUCUCCUAACCUUUCCGCUUGAUUAUGUAUUGUCAUUUUUGGGAGAAAAUUGGUGUAACUUCCUGCCAUGAAAAUGCAAGAUUUGUGUUUCAUUUUCAUUAUCGUGAUUAUAUCUGGUUCUGAGCAUUUGCUACAAACCCAGGUGUUUUGGUUUUUAUUUUGUAGGAACUAGACCUAAGAAUGCAUGCUGUUAAAGGAUUAGGGAAGGAUCAUGCAAAGUUCUCUCCUGUCGGUAGGUUAAGAUACACAUGUGUCAAAUCAGACCUACCAUUUUCGGAGGUUGUGUUUUUCAGAUCUUAUUAGCAAGAUAUUGCCAUUAUUUCUAAAACGUAUCUCCUUGAAAAAUUUAUUUGAAAACACAAAGCGUCGCCUAGAAUUUUUUUAAUGAAAGUUAAGGCCACUCCAUUGCCUCGAUCUUUCGAUUAGACUCGUGAGAGUAGAAAUUACCUUUUGAGACCAUUCUGACAUGGAAACAUUCGUUCGUUGGGUCCCCUGUCAAAUGCUAUGUACGGGUCCGUUCCUUUAAUUGCGAAUCCAAAUUCGGAUUGUGAAAACUGCACAAACGGAUAUUGCGUUCCUGUACUAAAACGUGAAGUCGGAUUUUCAAUCUGAAGUUGUAUCCUUAAUUUUUUGUAUUAAACAGGUCUCCAACUGGGCGCUGCAAAUGGCUUGUUACAUGAAUUUAAUGCCUUCAAUCUGUAAAGUUGUACGGGUUAUUAAAAUGCUUACGCAAAAUGACAAUAACUGGGUUUCUUUAAACGUAGAUGAAACAUUUUGAUCUGUUCUGUUGGCAGCCACUGCCUCCUACAGACUUCUUCCAGAAAUAACAAUUACAAAGCCUUGUGAAGAUAACUUGGCAGAUAAGUUGGUCCGCUGUUUCUCGGAGGGUGUAAUAAAAGUGGAAAAUGAACACGGUAUGUUGAAAUGUGCUUAUUUCGGAAUACUUGAGCUUGAGCGAAGACUUAACUUAAACGAACUUAUCAUUUACGUAUUACUCAUCUUGGUUGCUUGCCAUGUACACAAACUCUCCGGGUGGCAUUCUUGUACAUAAACGUGGUGGGAAAGUGCAUCCAAAUCAGCUAAAUAGACUAAAAAGAGUGGAAAAAUUGCAUCACCUCAAAUCAGAGCCCAUAUUUCCCGAAGCUUCCCAAACGGAAUGGUGCAAGCCAUUUCAUAAAGUCUUUUUGGCUUCCAUGGGCGCUUUUGCCUCAUCUAUCUGAAUUUUGUGUAUUUAUUUAAUGUAAAUGUGGCAAAAUGAUAAAACAUUUGAUUUUCCAACUGGAAUUUCCAUUUUUUCCAAUGUAAAUGGUAAGUACCCAAUUUGAAUUACGUUGACCUUUCCCUGGUCUUGCUAAAAGUUUGUGGCCCAAAGGUGGAGAGCGCUAUCCACUUGUAAAUAUCUAUCCGGUGGAUAACACUGUUUAUUUUCCUAAUUUUUAUCCACUGAAUAUUUUACCGGCGGAAAGAGCGAUCCACUUUUGAACAACUGGAACGCAUAAAAAAUGUUUGAACUUUUAGUCUUUUAGGCUAAGGACGAGUAAGAGAGAAGUUCGAUUUUUGAAGGUGUUGUGUGGGGAAAAAACCUAUUAGAAACUAUUUCAUUCGGUUUGCUUACACCCGAACAUCAAAGCUAUGUUUUUCUCAUGUUCAAACUGUCGGCCAUUUUAUGGCCGAGCAGGAGACUAGCACGGCGUUGUCUCGAAUUGCACCACGGGAGGUUUGUUUCGCUUACUCCCUUUUUUUCGGCUAUUACCAGGUUGCGCAGGACUGAACUGGGUCAAAAUUCGUUCUCCCAUAAAAUCCAUAGUGUAAUUUCGACACCGACCCAGUCUCACGGGCGCAACCUUAAAUUUGGUGCCGCAGUGUACGUGCCUUCAUUAUUCUAGCGUAGGCGUGGGCUAGACAAAGACUUAGAACCAUCAGGGAGCUUAAUAAGCAAAACGACGGCAGCGACGUCAUCGAGAACGGCAAAAAAGUAAUAGGUUUAGAUUGACAAAACAACAACUCUGCACGUGCAUCACGCUUUUUUGUACAUUUCUUUCCUGCACCGCACGACUACGACGUGAAAAUGCCUAAUUUCACGUUUUGCGGAGGACGUGAACGCAAGACGACGACUUUCUUUUCUUUUCCUGAACUUCGAUACAGUCUUUUAGAAUUCAACUUCAGAAAAAAAAUUGCCAACAUUUAACGAAUUGAACGAAAUGGAAUAAGCACGAUAAAGUUUAAAGCAGCGCGACUUCACUUUUUUUCGUAGCCGUCGCCGUUUUUGUUGCUUAAGCUCCCUAUUGUUGUUUUUCUGCCUCUUUAAGGUGGUUGCCGGGUAUCUGUCUUCUUCGAAUGGGGAGUCAGGUCCUUAAUGCACGCACAUCACUCUUCUUGCGUUAGUCGUUAACCAUCUCAUUCAACCUUGUUCGUAAGAGGAGGCCCUGUAAGCUGUGCUAAGUGAUUUUUUGUUUCCGUUUCAGGUGUAAAGCGGGCAGUUGUCGACAAUCCAAGAAGAGAUACCUGCAGCAGGGAGGUUUUUAGACACGAGGUUAGUUCCUUUCAGAUGUACGUUUUUUUAAAUGGCCAAAAAGCUAUUUUUGUGCCCAAGGAAUAUUUACCAACAGUGGUUCAGUUCUCGGCCUAGCAAUGAAGUCCUAAAUUUAUGAGGAAAAUACGUCACCGCCACUUGAAAAAGGCCCAGUUGUUCGAAGGCCGAUUGGCGCUAACCCAGGGUUAUUUUACCCCGGGUUUCUUUUUCUUUUGCUCAAAAGCAUUUUCCUGGAUAAUUUUCUAGACUCUUUUGAGAGCAUCUUUUCAUCAAAUGAUAGACAAAAAGAAAAAACUGAAUUAUGUUUUUAAUUUUUCAUAUUUGAAUUGAAAUUUCGCACUAACCCUGGGUUAUCUUAACCCUGCUUUGAACAACCUAGCCCAAAAUUUUGAACUUAUUUUGAACUGGCUCUGAGUACAAGUAUGCGCAAUUUCAUUGUUCAGUUCUCGACGUGUGAUUGCCUAAUUUCAAAAUUUGUCUCAAAAUUUUUUUCUGGGUGGCCUCGGUUCGUUUGGUCGCACUGUAAUGCCACCUGCGAUACGUUACUCAUCAGUAAUCAUAAAGUAAAGCCGAAUCUUCAUUUGUGACCACCUCUCUCAACCUGUCAGCUGCCGUAGCCGAAUACAUCAACAAAAAACCAAAACAUUUGCUCUCAAAGAACCACAGACAGAACUUUCCGUAUGCGACCAACUCUUUGCAAGCGACUGCCACCACUUUUUUUGGGCUGUCAUUUUUACAUGUUCCAUUCUCUCAUACCUCACGUAAGCGAGCAAGGCGCGAUCAACACGCAUCCAUUUUUGUUUGAAAAAAGAGAUUUUUUCCUCCAUUAUGGCCUACCGUCCACACGUAUCCAGUCAAAACAGUCACCGAAAACGUACAGUUUCAAAAUCGCUCUCCAGAGUGGAGAUUUUUGAAUACCCCGUUUCGAUGUACUCGUGUGGAUAGAUGAAAACGAAGGUUUUGGAAAAGAUUACGUCACGUUGUGGGGUCCAGUCCAUCUCGCGCACGAGAUUAGGCGCCAACAUUUCGUGGGCUCACCAACAACAACGAGCUUUAUUUGCAUGACCAUACAAGUAAAUACAGUAUUGCAAAAGCUCUAUUUUGUUGAAGGACUAAAAUUAAAUCAACGACAAUUAAGUUACUAUUUGGUGAUAAUUUGUCACGAAGAUCAAAGCAUGCUGAAAUAUAUCUAAUGAAUUAUAUAUUAUGAAGUAAUCAGAGAAGUCCACCAGUUCAUUGAUCAAAACAUUUACAGGUAACUGAGUAAUAUUUGGAAUCAGAGCCUUGACUUUAUUGUAAAAAUUAUUCCUAAUUAUAGAGUAUGUAGAACAACAAAAUAGAACUUCAAUUAAAUUGGAUCCUCAAAGAGGGCGUUGCCUGUAAUCUUUAGUAUUUUAAUUGUAUCUACCUAUUUCUAUCAUUAAUUUGUGAUUACUUAUUUGUAGUUUUACUAAUGCCCUUCUCCCAGCUGUUCCUCUUAUUAAGUCUUGGUAAUUAGAGGUUCAGGUGCUGGUAAAUUGGCUCAGAUACCAGUAAAUGCGCAUGCGUCAAUAAAAUAUCUAACAGUUUCAGGUCGUUUAAGUCACUAUUGCGUUUUCGUGCGGACGGGAAAAAACGAUUCAAAAACGCAACACGUGGACGCUAUGUUUUGAAAUCGGAGAAAAAGUCUACGUUUUCAAACAAAAACGGAUACGUGUGGACCCGGGCCUAACUGGAUCAUUCAGUACACUGGAUGUUUUUGGGAAACUGCCCACCUACCCCUCCCCUAAGCCAACAUUUUGUCUUAAGUGAGAAGUAAGUGUUAAUCUUGGCUUAGGGGAGGGUAGGUGGGAAACUAAUCCUGUUGCACUGCAUUUUGCCGAUAUUUGCUAAUACAUGUAUAUUAUAUCAGUUAUUGUUCGUUCUCUUGUUCUUAAUUCAAAGGUUUAUAUCCGCGAGUUAUAAAACGAAUGAUAAAGCUGAUUUCUUAUUCCAGGAAUUGAAGGAUCGAGUUAAACUUUCAAGGAUAAGAGACCAUUUUAUUUGUAAGUUCAUUUCAAUGUUCUAUAACCAACUCAAAAGGAACGUCCCUGCACUCCCCCCUCCCUGCCAGUGACCUCACACGAGAUCGAGGCUUGGGUAGACUUGUUACCUUAAGCCUCGAGUUGGUGCAUUUGCUCUGUUGAAUGCAACAAGGUCAAUUGACGUGCUCUCCAGUUGUCAUGAUAACAUUUCAAAGAGUGAGAGUGUCACGUCCGGUCAUCGCAAAGGUGGGAGUUUGAAUCUCGCUGAGUUCUGAAUGACUUUUGAACUGCUCAAGUUAAGAAACUGCAAUGUUGUUUAAUUAUGUAUUAACAUUCUUUGUCGCAAUGUCUGUUGUUAUGGGAAAUUUUAAACAAGAGAUCUACAUUGAAACGGUCGAAGUCAGAGGUGUAGGCGUUUUAAGCAGACUGCGUUCUGCGCAAGUUACUUGUUGAUGCUGCGUUUUUUUUAUCUAGUUUCAGUCGAAUCUACUGGUGCUCUGUCCUCAGAUGUGCUUGUUUGCGAGGCCAUUAAAGUGCUACUGGGAAAAUGCAGACAUUUUCUGUCGGAACUGGACAGCCAUUGCGUGGAUACCUGAGUAUAUUACUUUGUCCUCGCCUCUCGGGCUUCCAAGCAAUAACAGUGUAAAACCAACAUGAAUUCAUUCUCUCGCGACAAAUCGCGAAAGGUAAAUUCCUUUGUUUUCUGGAGACGCAAAGGAAAAAGAAAGUUGUGUGAGUAAUCCGCUCGUCGUCACAGAGAUAAUCGUUCAGAUUUGCAGUCAUGACCUAGAGUUUGCGAACACCACGUGCGCUCAGUGCGGGAUAGGAACUGUACUUUCCUUUUUUCCGGCAUUUCCGAGAAAAAUUCCAACUUCUGCAGUAAAAAUUGUGUACAGAAGGUGGUUUAUAAACAAAGGCUAUUUUGAAGUACCAUCUUCUUUAAAGAGCUGAGAAACGCUACUUCGUAACAACUUGUUUCGCUCUUAAAUUUUCAGUUCAGAGACUCGGUAACAGUUGGCCUGCUAGUGUCGUUAGAAGAAGUGAUAAAUAGAUCACCAAACACGGGUAGGGCAAUAGAAAAGGACUUCAGUGCGCUUUUACCUGUUGCUUCUGUAACCUUGUAACUUCUUUUAAUUGUUUAUAAUACCG
Porites lobata is the source of this 17924-nucleotide messenger RNA. The record is from the annotation of a GenBank genome assembly. Lineage: Eukaryota; Metazoa; Cnidaria; Anthozoa; Scleractinia; Poritidae.